AUGUGUACUUCUUAUCUGGUCUUUUGGUUUCAUGUACCCCUACUUGGAACUUCCCUGAAAGCUGUUGAACCUCCAGAGGACUCUCCCAUACAAAAAGAUGACGUACUACGAGAACUUGGCCGAUGUCUCGAUGCGCAGUUUCUCGACCUGAGGAUAGCCAUGUUAGGGAUUUCAAGUGAGAAAGAAAGGAACCUUCUGGCAAAGUUCCAAUCGCUUAGCAGAUGGUCUCGUAUUUUCCUUCGGUGCCCAAAGUGUGGAGCGCCGUUACGGAUGCGCGUCAGCAAAGCAGCUGCUAAUUGUCCCACUUGUCCACAAAUCUACUACCCAACGUGCUCUCCUGUGGCGAUUACUCUUGUAUCUGAUCCUACCGACUCCUACGCACUACUCGUACGACAUAAACGCUCUCCUCCAGGCGUGUACACAGCUAUUGCCGGCUUUGCACAGCCGGGCGAAUCACUGGACGAGUGCGUUCGACGAGAAGUGGCCGAGGAAGUUGGAUUACCAGUUUCCAAAGUUAUCUCUCUCAAUCGAUCUCAACCGUGGCCGAUGCCCGACUCGUCUCUUAUGUGUGCACAUUAUGCUGUCAGUGAGAUGUCCUUUAAGAUUGAUGCUUGUCCAACUGAACUGGAAUCAGCUCGAUGGUUUUCGAGAGACCAAGUAGCUGUGGCACUCCAAAAAACAUUAGAUGAUCCCAUGCUGAAGGGUAUUCCCAAGGAUGUGAAUGAGCGGCAACAAUUAAUUUAUAUACCGCCACAGGGUGCCAUUGCUCACCAUAUUAUUAAAGCGUGGGUGGAACGACGUAUAUGCGUACAUGACAGCGAAACCAAUCUACACCAUGUUUUACCCUGA
Messenger RNA from Necator americanus (New World hookworm), 849 nucleotides. RefSeq lists its product as uncharacterized. The record is from RefSeq and is a predicted model, not a curated record. The transcript has 6 exons. Lineage: Eukaryota; Metazoa; Nematoda; Chromadorea; Rhabditida; Ancylostomatidae. Bases 1 to 849 code for a protein of 282 amino acids. Gene Ontology annotation, cellular component: cytosol; peroxisome. Gene Ontology annotation, molecular function: NADH pyrophosphatase activity. Gene Ontology annotation, biological process: NADP+ catabolic process; NAD+ catabolic process.